GGAGAGACUGAAACAAGACCCCUCUCCUCCCCCAGCUGUGCUUAAAAGUGUUUGGUUCAGUUUCAGAACAUUGAUUCCCUUUGGCUUUAUAGUCUAGGAGAUCUGUUCAAAACACUUGCAAGUAAAUGCUGCGAGGAGGAAGAUUUUUGCCAGAAAGAGAUUAGACAUAUGUGUUCCCGUUCUUUGUUAAAGGCUUUUGCUUGUUUUAGUUGAAAUGAAAACGCUCCUGUACUAAAGAGAAAUAAACUCCUCCCUUCCUGUUUGCAAAUGUCUUUCAUUUGCUGUUUAUCUUAAUUAAAUAUACAGUAGAAAGGAGAAUGGAACUGCUGCUCCUUUAAUAUCAGAGCUGUGCACGCUACAAUAGGUGUCACUGUUUGGCUUCGUCCAAUCCUGAUUGGUGGCUUCAGCUAUUGGCUCGGAGCUCUGGCUGUCUGACUCCGUCUGCAGGGCUGUAAUACCUACUCUCCUCUCCCGAUCCAUUCACCACACAACUUCGCCGGCUGGGGCUGGCCGCACUGACUCGCUGGGCUCGCCACAUCUUGCUAACCUAAUUCAGAAAGCAAGCGCCUCAGUUCUCUGUCUGCCUCCUUUGCUCAGCAUAAGCUUUCCAGGUGAUCUAGAAAACGGCCGUUUUUAUGCGCAAAUAAGAAAAACAGGAAUCAUGAUGGGAAUGUAUUUAACAGAUCCGGUCCUGGAUAAAACUUAAAGCCAGUUUCUCUUCAACAUAGUGAAAAGGUCACCUUGCCUGGCUGGGAAAAGCAGGAAAAUACCAGCUUGUCGGUUUCUGGUUUCUGUUAACAUCUUAGCUCCGGCUAGCCUCUUUGCCUUGAUGUUCCAGCAAAUUUGCGAUAUCUAGCUCUAAAGAGAGACAUCCUGUACUCAUGGUAGAUGAUAAAGAAAAGAACAUGAAAUGUCUCACCUUCUUCUUGAUGCUUCCAGAGACAGUAAAGAACAGGUCCAAAAAAGGUUCAAAGAAAGCAAACAGCAGCAGUGGUGGCGGCAGCGGCGGUGGCAGUGGGAGCAGCAAGUUGCCCCCAGUUUGUUAUGAAAUAAUUACCUUGAAGACUAAAAAGAAGAAGAAGAUGGCUGCUGAUAUAUUCCCCCGUAAGAAGCCGGCCAACUCCAGCAGCACCACUGUCCAGCAGCAGCACCAGCACAACCUCUGUAACAACAACCUCAUCCCGGCCCCCAACUGGCAGGGUCUUUAUCCCACCAUCAGAGAAAGAAAUGCGGUGAUGUUCAAUAAUGACUUGAUGGCAGAUGUACAUUUUGUGGUUGGGCCACCAGGUGGGACUCAGCGGUUGCCAGGACACAAAUACGUCCUAGCUGUUGGGAGCUCAGUGUUCCAUGCAAUGUUUUAUGGAGAACUUGCUGAGGACAAAGAUGAAAUCCGAAUACCAGACGUCGAGCCUGCUGCUUUCCUUGCCAUGCUGAAAUACAUCUAUUGUGAUGAAAUUGACUUGGCUGCAGACACAGUGCUGGCCACACUGUAUGCUGCCAAAAAGUACAUAGUUCCUCACCUUGCCAGAGCCUGUGUUAAUUUCCUGGAGACCAGCCUAAGCGCCAAGAACGCCUGCGUCCUCCUCUCUCAGAGCUGCCUGUUUGAGGAGCCGGACCUGACACAGCGUUGCUGGGAGGUGAUUGAUGCCCAAGCCGAGUUAGCCCUCAAGUCUGAGGGAUUCUGUGACAUCGACUUCCAGACACUCGAAAGUAUCCUCCGCAGGGAAACGCUGAAUGCCAAAGAAAUAGUGGUUUUUGAGGCAGCCCUGAACUGGGCUGAAGUAGAAUGCCAGCGGCAAGAUCUGGCCUUGAGCAUUGAAAAUAAACGCAAAGUCCUAGGAAAGGCCCUGUACUUGAUCCGCAUCCCCACCAUGGCCCUGGAUGACUUUGCAAAUGGUGCUGCACAGUCCGGGGUAUUAACUCUCAAUGAGACCAAUGACAUCUUCCUCUGGUAUACCGCGUCCAAAAAACCGGAGCUGCAAUUCGUGAGUAAAGCCCGCAAGGGCCUGGUUCCCCAGCGAUGUCAUCGAUUCCAGUCAUGUGCCUAUCGGAGCAAUCAGUGGCGCUAUCGGGGUCGCUGUGACAGCAUCCAGUUUGCAGUUGAUAAGAGGGUGUUCAUUGCAGGCUUUGGGCUGUACGGCUCGAGCUGUGGCUCUGCAGAGUACAGCGCUAAGAUUGAACUCAAACGGCAAGGCGUUGUCCUGGGCCAGAACUUGAGCAAGUACUUCUCAGAUGGAUCCAGUAAUACCUUCCCUGUGUGGUUUGAAUAUCCAGUGCAGAUCGAGCCAGACACCUUCUACACAGCCAGUGUGGUGCUGGAUGGCAAUGAACUCAGCUACUUUGGACAAGAAGGCAUGACGGAAGUUCAGUGUGGCAAGGUGACUGUCCAGUUCCAGUGCUCCUCAGACAGCACCAAUGGCACUGGUGUACAGGGAGGGCAGAUCCCCGAACUCAUAUUCUAUGCCUGAACCUUUCUUCUCUUAUGCAGCAUGAGGUGCCCACAUGGGCCCUCCUUGCCUGACGCUUAGCUCAUCUGCAGAUAUGUGGUCAGCACAGGUAAUUUGUAAUGAAUGAAGCAGUAGGCAGUUUCUUAUGUCUUUGAACCUUUUAAUUAUGUACAGGCUAAAAUGCAACAUUCCGCUUUUAACUAUAUGCUUAGAAGAGCCAAGUUCUUACUCAGGCUUUGUGGUUUUCGAGUUGCGUCUGUACGCCUAGGGAGAUCAUGUGCUUUUCCAAGUGCCCACCAACCUCCUACUUCCGUACCUCUGAAGAAGAUUUUGGAUCAACUUGAAUUUCCUUUAAUGAAUGAAAAUAUGUAUCCUAAAGUAGUAUCAUUAUUUUUAAACAGAACCCUUUUCUUUCAAUAAAUAAAUAAAGACAAAAACAGAAAACAGGUAAACCUCAGUGUACAAAUUUGAAAGAAUAUUUGCUUUGUAACAAGUAAAGUUAGAAAGUAAACAGUAGGCCAGCAAUCACGUUUGACUCUGUUCUCUCACAUUUGUUGCAUCUGGGUCUUGCUUUUUUAGUCCUUGUAUCUUAAGUUCAUAUAUGUGCUGCCCACUAAGCAGUUCACACUCUUGAUGUAAGGAGUUAGAUGUUUGUUUAGUUCAUGACUUCUACAAAGCAGACUUAAAUUCUUUCAGGUUAGAAGACAAGAUACCAGAAUGCAGGCCCUUCUUUCAGAAAUGAUGAAGCUGAAAAAUGUCAUUGUUGAUAGAAAGAAAAAAACAGAUGGCAAACUUGUUAAUUUACUCUACAGAGGGUAAAAGGGAAGCCUGAAAAUGCCUGUACAACCAGUAGUUCAGUUUACCAGUGAGACGCAUACACAGUGCAGAAAAGCUACUCUUGCCUGGUAGUUUUGCCCCCCACACCCCCACACACAAAUAUACGCUCACAUGCACUACUGGCUUGUUCUUAAGUCUUACUGCACAGGACUCCCGUUUCUCCUCCCCCUCCCCUGUUAAAAGAGGACCAAACAGUUCUUUAGAGGUAUGGAGGAACGGUUUUGUAGCACUACUUGUCAAUGUGAUAAAGUACUCUUUAUGCUCUUUCUUUUAAAUCGAGACAUUCUUUAUCUGAUCUUUGACCAUAGACGAUCUUAUUUGUUGAUUAUGAACAAGCUUCUGGACUGCUAGAACCUGGCCUCUGGCCAUCUUAAAGUGCCAAUAUAUGACUGCAGGGUUUUUGAAAAAUGGUUCGGAGUGACACUGGGUCGUACCAAGUAUUCACCUCAUCAGCAUCACAUGCAGUUCUUAUUUGUCCAUGGUAACAUAUGAAAAGAGGGAAAAGCUCACAGACAACUUCUCCUUUCCCAUGAAGGCUCGUGUUGGCUUAGUGCCUGUGGCCCUGGUAGUAUCCAGUGUAGUCACUUGAAACUGAAAUAUCCAUGUGUUUCUGAGCAGCUUUUCUGCUCAGCGUGAUCCUGAGAUGGCUCCCCGCCACCCAGAGUGUGGUCCCUGGCCACCUCCUUCUCCUGCUCUGUAAGCCAAAGUUAGCUUAUCUGGAGCAGGGGCUAGUCCUGGGGUGUGUGUGUGCCUGCACAGUAUGUGCAUGCAAGUGUGCUUGCCAACUCAGGAACUGCCUCCUCUCUGCCUGGCUAGUAGUGGGUGUGUCAGAAAUAACCCCCACACCCCUGUUGGUGCCAGCAAGGCCCAGCGAGUGACUGUUUCCACUCACUGGGCCUCUGGGCCAUUUCUUCCCCUGCAGAUAUGGGCUUGUGGCCUUUGGCCAGCUUCCCUGGUGGAGGAGAGCACUGGAUUAUGGGAAAUGUUUUAAUCAUUUUGCCAUUACAUACAUCUGUUAACAUAGGUGACCAAAAGCUGUUAUUGGUGACUAGAUGAAUAUUGAAUAUUCCUAGGACAACUUUCCAAAAUUAUCUCUCAAUUGCUUCCUAAUAAAGGGGAUGACAGGUUGUAGUUUUGGCAAAGCAUCAAUGAGAUAAAGGUACAUUGUUGAUUAAAUUACUCAACAAAGGUUUUUGCUUUACAAUUAUGGUUAAACAUUUCAGUAACUCAUAGCUACCAUACAAAUUGGUAUGGUACAUGCAAAGUGACUGGAAGGCACUUACUUUUAAGCCAGAGGAGAAGGAACUUUGUUUAGCACAGAUUGCAUCCUGUGAGAUAGUUGAGCUGGGUGUGAUAGCCUUAAAGGGGCAGUGUCUAUCCCCAACUCACUCUUACUGUGAUUGAGAUGCCCUCCAUGUGGCUAGGCAAGUGCAGUUCACUGAGGAUGGAAGAACUUAACUUUAUAUUAAUUAUUAUUAUGUUUCCAAAAAGAUAUAUCCACUUUCUGAGUUGGCCUAUGCCAAGAACUGUGGGUAAGAUUGAACAGCUGUACCUAAAAUAAGAAAGUUUAUGUUCUGAACCUAUUCUCCUAUAUGCAUUUUCAGCAAAAUGAAAGAUAAUGAGCUUGCUUUGGUUUUCUUUGGUAAUUUUGAACUUUGUAGUUUGUAAGAAUAAAAACCAUUGUUCUGACAGGGCUGGCAGCUCUAGUGUAUAAACACAACUUCAUUAAGCAGAAAACGCUGUAGAUGCUUUGCCCAGCAUACCUGGCAGUCUUCAUCAUUGUUCAUACUGGGGAUAAGGGUAACUAGGCUAGCAGUUCUAAUGCAACAUUCUUUAAUCAUAUCUUAAGAUAGUAUUUAAGUAAAAUGGUCUAAUUUCUACAUAAUUAUUGCACUGAACUGUCUUUUUUUUAAGGUGUUUAAAUAAGCUCAGCUAAUUCAGGACACUGUAGCCAACCGUGCAUCAGUGUGUUUGAUUUUAGCAGCUUACAGCAUUAUUUAUGAAGGAAAACAUAUAAAUAUGAAGUACCUCAUGUUGAAUGUUAUUGUACUGUAUUUUUAAUGUAACAGUGCAGAUCUUGUUAGACACAUGAAUGUGUAUAAUCAUGUUAAAUGCAAAUAAAGUAAAACUGGUUCAUAGAUUUGCUUUUUCA
Messenger RNA from Rattus rattus (black rat), 5436 nucleotides. RefSeq names its product BTB domain containing 3 (gene Btbd3). Lineage: Eukaryota; Metazoa; Chordata; Mammalia; Rodentia; Muridae. The transcript is spliced from 4 exons. The record is from RefSeq and is a predicted model, not a curated record. Gene Ontology annotation, cellular component: cytosol. Bases 882 to 2468 code for a protein of 528 amino acids. Gene Ontology annotation, molecular function: protein binding. Gene Ontology annotation, biological process: dendrite morphogenesis; cerebral cortex development; neurogenesis.